AUUUUCGAAACUUUCAUAGUACUUUUUUUAUAUUAGUGCACGUAUACAUUUGAAAAACAAAAUUAAAAUAUUUUUAUAAUUUCCUAAAUCGAUGCUUAAAUUCUAAAAUAAGAAAAGUACAUUUUUAUUAUAAUAUAUGUACUACUACGACUUCAUUUUCUCUUUCAGAAGACAAAUCUCUGUUCUUUUUUUUUUCUUCAUUUCUAUGGAGAAAAAAAAAUCUCUAUAAUAAUCUCCAAAACCCUAAACUGAAUUUGUUUUCUCUCUACCUUUUCUUUCGUGAACGAAAUUGUUAUGUUGUUUUGCGUAAAGAAUACGUAAAAUUGUUCUUUUAUUUUAUUUUUUUUAAUAGAAAAAAUGGGUUCUGUUAUACCAAUGGAAGGUGUUAAUUUGUCUGUUGAACCAAAAACUACAAGUGGUACGACGAUGAUUUUGCCGAAAACUGAACCAGUUGACGAAUUUACCCCUGAAUCAACAAACCCUAAUGGUAUGAGUUUUGAAAAUCGAAGUGAUUCGGGAGGGGUACAUUCGGAAUAUAAUAGAAUAUCGGAGCUAUUUAGAAAUGCGUUUGGGGAGAAGGCGGGAGAGAGAAGGGAAGAGGAUGUUGUUGUUGGGGACUAUGAGGAUCCGGAUUGUAGAGCGCUUGUUGCUGUUGAUAAUGAUGACAAGGUUUCAGAUAUUGUAAUUGCAAGAAGGAAGUAUGAGAAGCGGUCAUCGGAGUUGGUGAGAGUGACAGAUCUUAAACCGGAGGAUGAAACAUAUUUUCGGGACCUGAUUCGGAGAACGCGAAUGCUUUAUGAUUCUUUACGAAUUUAUAUAAGUUUAGAGGAUGAAAACAACCAACAUUUGGGUCCUGGUAGACAGACCAGAGCAAGGGGGGACUUGAAGGCAGCACAAAUGAUGAGGGAACAUGGACUCUGGCUGAAUCGUGAUAAGCGCACUGUUGGUGCAAUUCCAGGAGUGCUUGUUGGUGACGUGUUCUUAUAUAGAAUGGAGCUUUGUGUGGUAGGAUUACAUGGGACGCCUCAAGCUGGGAUUGAUUAUCUUCCUGCUAACCAGAGCUCAAAUGGGGAGCCAAUUGCCACAAGUGUAAUUGCUUCCGGGGGUUACGAGGAUGAUGAAGAUGCUGGGGAUGUGAUUAUAUAUACAGGGCAAGGUGGACAGGAUAAGCACUCACGACAAAUUGUGCAUCAAAAAUUAGAAGGUGGGAAUUUGGCAUUGGAGAGGAGCAUGCACUAUGGAGUUGAGGUGAGGGUAAUUCGUGGCUUUAAAUAUGCAGGUAGUUCUAGUGGUAAAGUGUACGUGUAUGAUGGAUUGUAUAGAAUCUCGGAAUCUUGGUUUGAUGUGGGUAGGUCUGGAUUUGGAGUGUACAAAUAUAAGCUUGUUAGGAUUGAGAAUCAGCCAGACAUGGGGAGUGCUGUUCUUAGAUUUGCAGAGAGUCUUAGGGACAGACCGUUGGAGGUAAGGCCCAUGGGAUACAUUUCUCUUGAUAUAUCAUUUAGGAAGGAAAAUGUUCCUGUAUUUUUGUACAAUGAUAUUGAUAAUGAUCGUGAUCCGGCUUGUUUUGACUAUCUGUUGAAGACUCUAUUUCCUCCAUAUGUCUAUCAGCAUGUGGGAAAUGGUUCUGGUUGUGAGUGCGCUGAUGGAUGUGGGAAUAAUUGCUUUUGUGCAAUGAAAAAUGGUGGACACCUUGCAUAUGAUAUCAAUGGGAUCUUGUUGAGAGGAAAGCCAGUUGUUUUUGAAUGUGGACCACAUUGUUCAUGUCCUCCAACUUGUCGGAAUCGAGUUAGCCAGAAAGGUGUGAGGAACAGGUUUGAAGUGUUUCGGUCUAGGGAGACUGGUUGGGGGGUUAGGUCGUUGGACCUCAUCCUAGCAGGAUCUUUUAUUUGUGAAUAUACUGGUGUUGUGCUUACUCAAGAGCAAGCUCAAAUAUUUACAAUGAACGGUGAUAGUUUAAUCUAUCCAAGUAAUUUUGCCGAGAGAUGGGCGGAAUGGGGAGAUUUGUCCCAAAUCGAUUCUAAUUAUGUCCGACCAGCAUACCCCUCCAUUCCUCCUUUGGAUUUUGCGAUGGAUGUUUCUAGAAUGAGGAAUUUAGCCUGUUACAUGAGUCACAGUUCAAGCCCCAAUGUUCUAGUACAGCCCGUAUUGUAUGAUCAUAAUAAUGUAUCUUUCCCUCACCUCAUGCUCUUUGCGAUGGAGAAUAUCCCUCCCCUUAGGGAGCUUAGCAUUGAUUAUGGAAUGCCUGAUGAUUCCACAGCGAAGCUUGCCAUCUGCAAUUGACUACCUCAUAGGAAUUGGUGCAGUUUUGAAUGUGAUGCAGCAAAGCUAUUUUUGGACAUCAUAUACUUAGAUGAAGGGCAGCCUGAUUCCUUUGGUCGAUAAUACUUGCAAUCUUGACGACAGAAGCUGCUAGUCCAUACAACCAGAUUUCAUGGUGUGUUCACUGUUGAAGACUAGCUGAGAAUAUAGAAGAAAGCUUCUUGCAGCAACAUCCUGCAGUAUGAACUCCUUUCACCAACGUAAUCUCAUUAGGAAAAACUAACUCGGGAGUAAUAUUCUUCCCCAUUAUAAGAACUCGUGUUAUAGUUUCAGCUACUUGUUUGUGUGUCUCAUUCUCGAAAAGAAAAAAAAUGUGUUAGCUUGUAAAAUGUACAGAAAUUGUAUCGUCCUAUGCGUUGGGUAGUUGUAAUCUAGAUCAAAUGUCUUUUGUCA
Molecule: messenger RNA, 2712 nt
Organism: Capsicum annuum
Lineage: Eukaryota; Viridiplantae; Streptophyta; Magnoliopsida; Solanales; Solanaceae
Product: histone-lysine N-methyltransferase family member SUVH9
Exons: 3
Coding region: 358-2280 (640 amino acids)
Cellular component (GO): nucleus
Molecular function (GO): protein binding; zinc ion binding; histone methyltransferase activity
Source: RefSeq, a predicted model, not a curated record